GGUGGAGUCGUCACACUUCUUGCAUUUCUAAAAGGUCUGAGUUUUCAGACAUUUCUACUGAAUGUCUACUGAAAAACGGUUGAAGAAAAUGGUCCACAAAUAUGUUUUACUUUGUUUUUGCUUGUUGUGUUUGGCUGGUGUGUUUGGUGUUGAGUCAGUGUCAGUGAUGGAGGGAGAAUCUGUCACUUUAUACAUUAAUAACACUGAAAUACAUGAAGAUGAUGAUUUAAUGUGGAAGUUUGGAACUGAAAAUGAUCCCUUUGCUCAAAUCAAUAAAGAGGCUGGAAUCUUCUCAAUGUCUGAUGGUCCUGAUGGGAGAUUCAGAGGCAGACUGAUACUGAACCAUAAAACUGGAGAUCUCACCAUCACAAACACCAGAAUCACAGACACUGGACUUUAUAAACUACAGAUCAUUGGAGCUCAAAUGUCAUCAAAAACAUUCAGUGUUACUGUCUAUGCUCAUCUGCCAGUUCCUGUGAUCAUCAGAGACUCUUCUCAAUGUUCUUCAAGCUCUAAAUGUGUGUUGGUGUGUUCAGUGGUGAAUGUGACACAGGCGACUCUCUCCUGGUACAAAGGAAACAGUUUAUUGUCCUCCAUCAGUGUGUCUGAUCUCAACAGCAGUCUCUCUCUACCUCUGGAGGUGGAAUAUCAGGAGAACAACAUCUACAGCUGUGUGAUCAACAAUCCCAUCAGAAACCAGACUAAACAUCUCAACAUUACUGAAGUCUGUCAGACGUGUUCAGCUUCAGCUCGUCUGCCGGUUCCUGUGAUCAUCAGAGACUCUUCUCAAUGUUCUUCAAGCUCUAAAUGUGUGUUGGUGUGUUCAGUGGUGAAUGUGACACAUGUGACUCUCUCCUGGUACAAAGGAAACAGUUUAUUGUCCUCCAUCAGUGUGUCUGAUCUCAACAGCAGUCUCUCUCUACCUCUGGAGGUGGAAUAUCAGGAGAACAACAUCUACAGCUGUGUGAUCAACAAUCCCAUCAGAAACCAGACUAAACAUCUCAACAUCACUGAAGUCUGUCAGACGUGUUCAGAUUCAGUCCCGACACCAAGGAUAUUAUCAAUAUCUGCCGUCGCUGGAAUUGUGGCUGCAGUUUUGACUCUGUUGAUUGUGGCUGCAGUUUUGAUUGUGGCUGCAGUUAAAGUCUACAUCUGCAAGAAACACAGAAAAAAAGCAGAAGAGGGCAAGUGUUAACUAGAGCAAAUACAUUUAAAGAAAAAGUAGAUGUUACACUACGAUACACUUACAUUUUUCUGAAGAAACAGAUUUCUAAAAGUUGAGUUUGUUGUGUUUGUUUUUGUUCAAACUGUUCAGAACGUUGAUGAGAUAACAUACGCCGAUCCAACGCUCUACAAACGAAAUACACCGAAAACGAAAGGUAACGAGGAUGAUCAAGUGGUAUACGCAGGCGUCGCUGUGAGACUUUAAUCAAACGGUCUGAGAUUCAGUUUCCUCAAUGAAGUUCUGAAGUCUGUAACUAUGUGUUACUUUUUUUGUGCCAUUUAGAGUAA
This is a messenger RNA of Xyrauchen texanus (razorback sucker), 1512 nucleotides long. RefSeq lists its product as uncharacterized. The coding region runs from base 62 to 1195 and encodes 377 amino acids. The transcript is spliced from 6 exons. NCBI's taxonomy places the organism in Eukaryota, Metazoa, Chordata, Actinopteri, Cypriniformes, Catostomidae. The record is from RefSeq and is a predicted model, not a curated record.